CCGCGUGCGCGCUUUCGUACGAAUACGGGCUCUUCUUGCGCGCGGUCUCUCGCUGACGCUCGUUUCCAAGGAUCUCCCGGAGGCACGCGACGCUGCAUUCGACGCGUCAUUCGCUGUCAUUCGCUGUCAUUAGUGCGUACACGUGUGCUCGGACCGCUCAGAUUGUCAGAUCCGAAUUCUGCCGCCGGCUCAAGGAGAAUCAAUCCUGUCCUCCGACAUAACGCCGAAGUUCCAGAAAAAUGCAGUACCUGCUACCGCUAUUUUUAGUAGUUUUGAUAAUACAGACAUCGGUCGCGCCGCCAAUCGAAAAGAAGAAUGAGGAUCACAAGAACAAGGAGAACGAAGUCGAUGACACGGCAAAUGAGGAAUAUCCAAUGGAGUAUCACCGGUACCUGAAGGAGGUGGUCCAGGCGUUGGAAAGCGACUCGGAAUUUCGUGCAAAAUUGGAAAAGGCUAACGAAGACGAUAUACGUACAGGCAAGAUAGCGCACGAGCUGCAGUUUGUGGACCACAAGGUCAGAACGAAACUGGACGAACUGAAACGAGAGGAAUUGGAGAGGCUGCGACAUCUCGCCACCAAAGAGCAUAAUCUGAUGAAUGGUCUGGAUAUAGACCAUUUGAAGAUAGCGGAACAUUUGGAUCACUCCAACACGCAUACGUUCGAGAUGGACGAUCUGAAGAAGUUGAUCGCCAAGACUACGAAAGAUUUGGAGGAUGCCGAUAGACGAAGACAGGAGCAAUUUAAGGAAUACCAGAUGCAGAAGAAGUUUCAGGAGGAACAAAAAAUGAAGGGUAAUACCGAUAUGAAAGAGGAGGAGAAGAAGAAAUACGAGGAAGAAUUAGAAGCGAUGAAGAAAAAACACAAGGAUCACAAACCUCUACAUCAUCCCGGUAGCAAGCAACAACUGGAGGAAGUGUGGGAGAAGCAGGAUCAUAUGGAGGAUCAAGAAUUUAAUCCCAAGACAUUCUUUUACCUUCAUGAUCUAGACGGUAAUGGUUUCUGGGAUCAUGAUGAGGUGAAGGUUUUGUUCUUGAAGGAGUUGGAUAAACUUUAUACUGCAGGCGCACCUGAAGAUGAUAUUUACGAGAGGCGGGAAGAAAUGGAAAGGAUGAGGGAGCACGUGUUUAAUGAAGCCGACCUUAAUCGCGACGGUCUCAUAAGUUUUCAAGAAUUCUUAGAGCAAACGAAGAAGCCCGAUUUCCAGCAGGAUGAAGGAUGGCAGGGAUUGGACGAGCAACAAAUUUAUUCUCAGCAAGAAUACGAAGCUUUCCAGAGGCACCGAGAGGAAGAAAUUCAGAAAGUGGUCGCCAAAGGAAUGUUACCACCACCCCCUGAAACUGCACAUCUACCCGUCCAACAUGAACAGUUCCCACCGCAGUACCAGCAAUACCAUCCGCAACAAGUGCAUCCUUCACAACAGCAGUAUCCAGGACAGCAGAUACCACCGCAACAACCGAUCGGCCAUGCGCCACAAUAUCAGGCGCAACUGCCACAGCAGCAGGUCUAUCAUCCGCAAGCUCCACCUCAGCAACAGUAUCCCGGCCAGAUCCCGCAGCAGCAACAGCCGCAGUAUCAAGUGCCAGUCCCGCAGCAGCCUCAGUUCCAGGUUCAGCAGCCUCAGCAAGCGCAGCAACAAUUCCAAGGCCAUCCCCAGCAGGCUCAACCGAUUCAGGGUCAGCCUCAGCAGGCCCAGCAACAGAUCCAGGACCAGCCUCAGCAGGCUCAGCAGCAACAACAAAUGCAGAAUCAAGUGCCACAGAGUAUUCAGAGUAACGUUCCGUCGAGCAGUCAAGAUGCUGCGCAAGCUAGUCACAAUCUUCCACAGCAACCAGAUUUGAACCCCGCUAAACAACAAAUCAACCAGAACAGUAUAUCGAAAUAAGCAGUGUAGAUAACACUAUAUGAAUAGUUGAUAAAAAUGUUGUUUUUAACUCAUUUCUUUCUAAAUCGUGGACCAAUAAAGAUAUCGGACAGUAUUCUAUGGUUCUCGAUUUAAAAAGACUGUAUGAAAUUUGCCAAAAAAAUUCUAAUUUCAGAGAAGUGCAACCUAGGUAUAAACCUAUGUUUACAGAAAUGUCGAUAAUGAUUUUACUUUUGUAUUACUUUAAAGCUUCGUAAUUCAUUCAUAUUCAGUUAUGACACUAGAAGCAAGAAAUCAUGUAAAUUCUUUUUCUUGCGAUAUAUAAAUUUUAUUUUCUCGGAUUAUUAAAUCAAUUAAGAUUUACAGUUCACUGAAUUAGAAAGGGAAUCUUUGAACGCAUUUAAACCAUAUCAGUAAAAUAACUAGACCGCUCACUGAACAAAUGCUUAAACAUGGUUAACGAAUAACUCAUACAUUGUUGAUUACAUAUAUUUUUGAAAUAAUACAAACUAUAAUUUUUGUUGGAAUAGAAAUUAUAUACUAAAAAUCAUCGCACAUUACUAGAAUGAUUCCUAUUAACUCUUACAAUAGAAUGUGAAAAACGGUAUUUUAUCCAUACAUAAACAGAAGUAUUUCGAGUCCAAUUUGUUUCUUCUAUUUAAAAUAAUUCAAAAAAUCUAUAAAAAUUCCUGAACAUACUUUCAAGUUUGUAGACUAAAUGUUUAUAAUUCAUUUUGGAAAAAGAUAAAAUGUAUAACUUAAUUACCGAAGAUUAAUCAAAAAUUGGAUAAAAGUGUUAUUUGAUUUAAAAAAAUUAUACCUUUUUAUAUAAUAAAUGCAUAUAGGAAAAUAAAUCUAAGGUUUUCUAGUUUAGAGUUUUCAAGAUAGCUUUUAAAAAAAAAUACAGGUACUUCAAAUUCUUCAAAAGUACAACCACAGAUCUGUGAAAUUAAGGGUUCUAAAAGAAACAAUAGAAUAGUGAUUUCCUACACAAUUUUGAAUCCGAAUCUACCAGCGAGAAAUGUCUAUCACAUCAGAUUUUUGAGAUAUAUGUGGUAAUACGAGCGAAAAACAGUGAUUUUUGAGGCAUUACUAUAGUUGAUCAAAUUAUAUUUUUAAUAUUCUCUCAGCGGCAUCAUAAAAUACUAAAUGAUAAAUCUUUUACCUUUAAGUAACAAUUUGUUUAUUCCUGUAUAAUUUUUUUUUGCUAAGUUACGAAGGUUUCAAGAUGGAAACUUUUCGACAAUGAGACUAUGUACUGCGAAAAAUCGGCAACUCGGUGAAUUAUAAAGUAUAUCCAAAGUAUCGACUACCAAGACGCGGCUCCGAUGGCACGGCUACGUUUCUCGUGAGAGACAUGACCAGUUUGGUACAUAAGACAAUAGCCAUGGGCGCAACCAUGGCCAUGCCUAUGUGCUACAUAUCUCUUCGUCAUUAGCAAAUCAUUAACUAUUUUAUACUACUGUUAUUGCUCUAUUUUUAUGCGUCGAUACUUUGAGUGUACUUUAUAAUUCACCGAGUUGCCGAUUUUUCACUACUUCCGCAGUGUAUAGCCUCAGGUCGUCCUACCACAUAAAGCUCUUCCCCAUUAGAAAAUUUUUUAAGGAAAAGUUAAAAAGUAAGGAAUCUUUGGAAGUUACAAGAAAUUUCCGUGGAUAGAAAUCGAUCGGACUCGAAAUAUACCUCCAUUUGUAAUGGUUAACUCUUCGGAAAGGGUUAACCAAACCUAACAACUUAAGUAUAGAUUUUCAUCUUCGGAUAAUGUUACAUUUUCUAAUUUUGAAGAUAUUUCCACGAUGUGAAAUGAAAACUAAUAAGAUGUCCAGAGUUAGGAACAUUAUCUUAAAAAA
This is a messenger RNA of Wasmannia auropunctata (little fire ant), 3712 nucleotides long. It is a transcript of the gene NUCB1, whose product is annotated as nucleobindin-2. The record is from RefSeq and is a predicted model, not a curated record. NCBI's taxonomy places the organism in Eukaryota, Metazoa, Arthropoda, Insecta, Hymenoptera, Formicidae. Bases 240 to 1883 code for a protein of 547 amino acids. Gene Ontology annotation, cellular component: endoplasmic reticulum-Golgi intermediate compartment; extracellular exosome. Gene Ontology annotation, molecular function: calcium ion binding. The transcript is spliced from 11 exons.